AUGUCUUCUUUCCCUAGAAGUGGGAAAAAGGGUGAUACGCGGAGACGGAAGCAAGUCACAAUUGACGAGUCGAUCAGCUUUGAUUUCAGGGCAAGCAUUGCGCUUAACAAGAUCAGCAAAGAUGUACAGACACAUGUCGGACGAAUAAAUAGAGCAGGAAUACUGGCUGCUGAAGCAUAUGUGAUCAGCAACCGUGACGUGCAGUCCAUGGAUAUAUUGGAUCAAUGGCUUCAUUAUAUUGACACCGAAGAAAUACUUCCGCUCUUCGAUAAAAUCAACAAAGACUAUAACAAACCCAAGCUCCCAGGCAUUGACUGGGGCGAUCCUGGUAUUUCACAACGGGUGGUUGAAGUUUCUCAGACUUGGGCGCGUCAAAAAGAGGCUCUUUAUGACAUCUUCACCGAUCUUGGCCCAGCACUCCUGAAGGAACUAGUCUUGGCCGCAAAUACCUUCCAGUAUGCCGUCUAUCAAUCUUUUCUGCUUUUACUGCAGAACUUACAGCAACUCUCCCUUCACAACUUCGCCGACCUGGUCGAACUUAUUUCACUGACCAUCUGCGAUGCCGAGCUUGCGAUUGAGCUAUUGCUCGAGUGUCUCGAACCGGAAAGCCAAAGACUGUUGGUCGGCAAUGCAAUAGAAAUCGACCAAAUUACGAAGUGCUUCAUAGGACUUGCACUUAACCACAUCGACAUGAUUUCCAAUGCCCAAAGAUUUGCUAUGUCUCCGAUACCGCUAAUGUUGAAAGGCGUUGGUCAAGAUGGCUACUAG
This is a messenger RNA of Eremomyces bilateralis CBS 781.70, 768 nucleotides long. RefSeq lists its product as uncharacterized. The coding region runs from base 1 to 768 and encodes 255 amino acids. The record is from RefSeq and is a predicted model, not a curated record. Lineage: Eukaryota; Fungi; Ascomycota; Dothideomycetes; Eremomycetales; Eremomycetaceae. The transcript has 3 exons.